AAUUUUUUGAUCUUUUCUUCGAAUAUAACGCCUCCGCGUUUCCCCUUCUUUCCUUAUCGAGGAAAACCCUAAACGCCCCACCCUCCCUCGACGGAACCCUAGCUUCGGAUCGUCGUCGAAGGAGGAGAUGGCGAACCGGACGGAUCCGGCGGCGAAGAGCAUACACGGGACGAACCCGCAGAACCUGGUGGAGAAGAUCCUGCGGUCGAAGAUUUACCAGAACACCUAUUGGAAGGAGCAGUGCUUCGGUCUCACCGCGGAGACGCUGGUGGACAAGGCCAUGGAGCUCGACCAUCUUGGCGGCACCUACGGUGGCAGCCGCAAGCCCACCCCUUUCAUGUGCCUCGUCAUGAAGAUGCUCCAGAUCCAGCCCGAGAAGGACAUAGUCGUCGAGUUCAUCAAGAACGAGGACUACAAGUAUGUUCGAGUUCUCGGGGCUUUCUACAUGCGCCUCACCGGGUCGGUCACCGAUGUGUAUCAGUAUCUGGAGCCGCUCUACAACGACUACCGCAAGCUUCGCCGGAAGCUACCUGAUGGAAAGUUUUGCUUGACUCAUGUGGAUGAAGUCAUUGACGAGCUGCUCACAAGAGAUUACUCCUGUGAUAUUGCUCUCCCACGGGUUCAGAAGAGGUGGACUCUUGAAGCUUCUGGGAUAUUAGAACCCAGAAGAAGUGCUUUAGAAGAAGAUUUUGAAGAGGAAGAAGAAAAGGAAGAGGAUGAGCAAGCUAUGGAUGCCUAUGAAGCUGAUGCUCAUGAAAAGGAUUACUAUCAUGGACGGAGUCCCACUAGGGAAAGAGAUAGGGACAGAAAACGGGACAGCUAUAGAUAUCACAGGGACAGAGACUAUGAUCGGGACUAUGGAAGAGGACGUGAAAGAGAUCGAGAUAGGGACAGAGAACACGGUAGAGAUAGGGAUAGAGAAAGAGAUAGGGACAGGGACAGAGACCGCUAUCGUCCAAGAGAUGAGAAAGAUUAUGGUCGAGAGAGGGAGCGAGAGAGGGAUAGGGAUGGCAGAGAGCGGGAGAGAAGAGAUCGAGACCGUGGACGGCGUAGGAGUCGUUCAAGGAGCAGGAGUAGAGAUCGCCGAGAACGAGACCGUGAAGAUGGUGAUUACCGUAAGAGGCGUGCUCGUGGCAGUGCAAGCCCUCGGAGGCGGCCUGAGGAGGAUGGUGGUGCUCGGGAGGAGCCCAGGAAGAAGAAGGAAAAGAAAGAGAAAAAGAGUGAUGGAACUGAUCACCCAGAUCCAGAGAUUGCAGAGGCCAAUAGACUUCGUGCUUCACUUGGGCUGGCACCUCUGAAGCUGUGAACAAAUUAGCAUUGUGUAUAGUCAUGUGGAAGAAUGACUCGAGAAUUUUAACAGUUUGAUCCUGGCGAUUAAGUUUCCAGUCUGCACAACUGCACAAUGGCAUCUUCCUCUCUGUAGAUUUUGAAAAAAAAAAAGGAACUACAUGAUGCUUUGAUGUAAUGAAGUCUAGUUUUUUUCCCCCGUCGUUCUUAUCUCAGCACUUUUUACCAAUGUCAUGGUUGGGUUUUGACCUCCAUUGAUGGAUUGGAACCCUUCUGUCUUCAGGGGGAUAAAGGAGACCUUGGAUUGAAGAAUGACAUAAAUCAUCAUCUGUCUCUAUUUCUAUAAUAUUUUAAUUUACCUUUUUAUA
This is a messenger RNA of Elaeis guineensis (African oil palm), 1655 nucleotides long. RefSeq lists its product as uncharacterized. Lineage: Eukaryota; Viridiplantae; Streptophyta; Magnoliopsida; Arecales; Arecaceae. The record is from RefSeq and is a predicted model, not a curated record.